Messenger RNA from Tuber aestivum (summer truffle), 3141 nucleotides. The record is from the annotation of a GenBank genome assembly. Lineage: Eukaryota; Fungi; Ascomycota; Pezizomycetes; Pezizales; Tuberaceae.
GAGCACCAACCAACCCGCUGGCCGGAAAGGAGGCUUCAAGUGAACCCUACAACUUUAGAUCAAGCCGCUCCUGGAGAGUAAAAAAUAAAAAUAAAAUAAAAAAAAGGUAUCCGUGGGAAAAAUAUAAUAUUACGGCUACUUGGACUUGAGCGUACUCGAGUACCGUACAGAGCAGUCCUCUCAUGUUCCCUAACCAUGUGCGUAUCACCAAUAGUAGUUUAUCUUAUACUUUCCGUAUGCGCCCCCCAUGCUCUCCUGCAGGUCCCUACUUGUAGGCGGUGGAUACACGAGUAGUCUCUUAGGUAUUUAAGUGUGCCCCCCUCCCCUCCCGGCCUCACAACCUUUUUUAUCUACAUAUAUAUAUAUAUUAUUUUAUUCACCUCCCGCCUCGGCUUCUCAGGGUGCCCCUCGAACCAGUGCCUAUUCCUACUCUCUCGGAGGAUCGCUUGGUGGGAUUUUAUUUUGUUUAUUACUCCUAUUUUCCAUUAUUUUCCAUCAACAGGGCCAUACACAUCUGUUAGCCCUCUAACUCAGGGGCGUCUUUGAACACUUAAAGAACAACAAAACAAAAAAAAAAGAUGGAUUCAAGUCCUGGUCCCUACCGUAGCCGCACCCGCGGCCAACCCUUCCACCUUCAAACCUCGGAGGGGGAAUACGAUACGUCUUCUGUCAACACUACAUCGACACAAUCAAUAGAUAUACCGGAGUCGAGUUCGCAUAAUGUGGGCUCGGAAGUCUCUACGUCCGGAUACGGGUACCAAUCAUCCCCCAAUACUCCGACGAAACGGUUGAAUGAAUCGUCACCUCCACCGUCAAAACGAUCAAAGGUGGAGGAGUCUGGUCCCAGCUCGCCCAAUUGCUCACUUUCGGAAUGCCCUACACCCACGGAAGCUCCGGCACCGGAUUCCGAGUCCGAGAGGCCGUCGAGGGUUAAGGUUGGGGGGAACAAACAGUUCAGAUCGAGGUCCUUGCCCCCCCCUCGACGGAGAAGGCGAGCGCACCCGGAAAGCAUCCAACAACACAUCCCACCCGUCACCCUAAAUACCCUAAGGGAGCUCGACCUGCAUGAGAUCUACCGCAACCCUAAGCUUAGACACGACGUUGUCUUCGACUCGCAGCUUCAUUUCCGCCCAAAUCUUGAUGGAAAUAGAGGGAGGAGAAAGAAGGAGAUGGCAGAUAUGUACUGGCAGAUUGUCUUGCGGGAGUGUGAGGUGGUUUUGGGAUCAUCCAGGUGGAGGAAUGCCGAAAUGUUCUCGACAACGCCGAGGAAGCUACCCAUCUUGUUCGAGACAAUGCGUGAUAUCCUAUUGACACUGGUUCCAAAGACAGACAGGUCGGACGUUGAGUCCAUCUUGGAUCCCCCUCUUCUGAUGCAGCAAUUGAAGCACAACGUGUUGGAUUUCAAGGGGCUGUCACUGUGGCUGGCUACAGUCUUGAAGGCGCAUUGUGCCCCGAUGAGGGAUCAGUGGGUGGAGCAGAUGGUGGCUAAGGUGGCUUACGGAGUGGACAAUGGAAAAGUAUCUGCAUUGGUGGAAGGGAUACAGAUGGUCUUCGGGAUUUUGGAAGCUAUGAAGCUGGUACGCGAUCCCCCCCCCCCGCGUCGAGCUUCACAAUUUGAUGGGAUGUUUAAUUCUGACGCAUUUCAUAGGAUGUUGCCAACCACCAGAUUCGAACACUUCGACCCCACCUCAUUUCUACGGCUAUCAGCUUUGAACAGAGUUACUUUCAAGAGCGGAUAGAUCAGGGACGUUUGGACAUGAAGGAGCCCAGGAGCUGGUUUGCGAAUGCUGCAGCGGGCCGCAAGACGAACGAGGCCCUCGACCACAUGGCCAUCUUUACAGGUGCGGUGGUGGAUAUGCUCGCUCCCUCGGGGUACGCUAAAUACCCGGCCACCUUUGUGUUCGACUACGAAAGGCUGGAAGGUCUACGGGACGACAUUCGGGAAGCGACGUGUCUCAAGAUGGCUAUCCUCUUCUUCCGACAGCUGACCCUAACAUCAAAACGAGAUGUGGACGCGGCAACAAUUGACAAGCUCCGCACGUCAAUAAUUGCUAUCCUGGGAGAGGAGGAUGGUGUUCACCGAUGGUUACGGCACAGCAAUGCUGUUGCCCUGCACGUCGCUCAGACAGCCUACGAGUUCAACGGCUCAACCGGGAUCGUCGAUGCCCCCACAGUCAAGAUGGCGGAAAAUUGGUUCGCGAAGCACCUCCAGACCAACUCACCGAUCUAUGCACAUGUGGAGAAGGAGAUUUCCAAGGAACUGACGGGAAUGGUCCUCCGUAUAAUUAAAGGGUGGUCCUCACUCUCCACCUUCUCCAUCAUGCAAUCGGCCGAUGUUACGGGAUCCUCAAUGGAGCUGGCCUCGAUAGCCCAGAGAGCAUCGCAUAUCGUUUUUAUGCAUUGGCGGAUAUUCGGAAAAAUGUAUCUGACAUCGUGAUCUCGUUUGCCCUCGGAUACCGAUUCGCCCCCUCCAUCCAACUCUUUCUUAUCUCUCUCGACAGUAUUAUGUUUAUAAUAUCAUACGUCGCCCAAUAUUUCCUAAUCACAUUUUAUCCAUUUUCCUUUGUUUUCGGUAUAAACGGUUUUUUGGGAGGCAAGGUGGUGUCUUUUAUUUUAUUUAUUUAUUUCGGUUUACUCUCCUGCUUAUCUCCCUUUAAUCUGUGUUCCUUCUCUCUUUUUUUUUCUUCAUUUUCUAUUUUGGUUGGAGUGGGGUUUUUCUUUUCCUUUUUUUUUCUUUUCUUUCCUUCCCAUAAAUAAGAAUACGUGCAAAUUGGGGGGGUCUUUCCUUGUUUCCUUUUGUCAGUUUGUCCUUACCAUAAACAGCGGCGUAUUUAGAGUGGAUCGGUAUUGUAGAGGCGAGUCCAAAUUAAUGUGAUAUCCUGAGAGUAAAUCAAUCGGUGUUCCAUCGAAGUACGUGGAAGGAGGUUUGGUUGGUUGGGACGGAUUGGUUGGUGAGGGCUAGUCCGUUGGAGUAUGAGACUCAGGGUUAAGGCAUAAUUCUAGACGUAGGGUGUAUGGUUUGAACUAUCAAGCCCCCUCCCCCCGAAAUGGUUGUCCGAUAUGAUCUGGGCCUUGGUAGGCUACCGUACCACAGAGUUACAAGUAUCGUUCCUAAGCUAUUGGUACGAGCACAUGUCGCGU